Messenger RNA from Cannabis sativa, 1042 nucleotides. Its product is annotated as peroxidase 7-like. Lineage: Eukaryota; Viridiplantae; Streptophyta; Magnoliopsida; Rosales; Cannabaceae. Gene Ontology annotation, molecular function: heme binding; peroxidase activity. The coding region runs from base 14 to 1042 and encodes 342 amino acids. Gene Ontology annotation, cellular component: plant-type cell wall; plasmodesma. The record is from RefSeq and is a predicted model, not a curated record. Gene Ontology annotation, biological process: hydrogen peroxide catabolic process; response to oxidative stress. The transcript is spliced from 2 exons.
UCUAAGCUUAACCAUGGAAAUAAUGAAGUUAUAUUACUUGAUGACUCUCUUUGUUUCAAUAAUUUCUCCUUUUGUGGUGUUAGCCAUUAAUCCUAUUACUUCAAAACCAACAACCUCUUCAUCUAAAUCAUCAAUAAUAAACCCUAAUAAUCUGCCUGCGGAAGCUCUUUUGUCUGUGUCUCAUUAUAGGAAGACAUGUCCUGAUGCUGAGGCCAUCAUUCAUAGAAGAAUGAGAGCUUGGAUCAACAAGGACCCCACAUUGGCUCCUGCCAUCAUUCGCCUCCAUUUUCAUGACUGCGCUGUUAGGGGCUGUGAUGCAUCAGUUCUACUAAACCAUAAGGGAAGUGAGAGGGCAGCUCUAUCUAGCAAAACCCUAAGAGGUUUUCGGGAGAUAAACGAUAUCAAGAGCGUACUUGAGAAAAAGUGCCCGAAAACAGUCUCUUGUGCAGACAUUCUAGCCGCUGCAGCAAGAGACGCGACCAUCUUUGCGGGAGGGCCAUUCUGGGAAGUCCCAUUCGGCCGCAAAGAUGGUCGAGUUUCCUUAGCCAAGGAAGCUGAAUUAGUUCCUCAGGGCCGCGAAAACACCAAAGGACUAAUCAAAUUCUUCGAGGCCCGCGGCCUCAACAUGCUAGACUUAGUUGUACUCUCUGGUGCUCACACCAUAGGAAGAAGUGCUUGUCAUGCUUUCCAACAUAGGUUAGGCAAAACGCCUGAUCCAUCACUUAACGUGACCUUAUUGAAUGUGGUUAGGAAAAAAUGCAAAACGGGUUAUAGCUUGGUUGAUCUUGAUGCAACUACUCCUAAGAAAUUUGAUACAAUGUAUUACAGUAAUCUGAUGAACAAGAAAGGGUUGUUGUCCACUGAUCAACAGCUUUAUUCAGACCAAAUUACCUCUCCUUUUGUCUCAGCUUUGGCUACACAGCCUAAUCUCUUUGAGAGCCAGUUUGCAGUUUCCAUGAUCAAACUUGGGAAUGUUCAAGUCAAGACCAGGCCUCGUGAUAAGGGUGAAAUUCGAGUGAAUUGCAAUUUUGUCAAUGCUUGA